Messenger RNA from Oppia nitens, 1297 nucleotides. RefSeq names its product succinate--CoA ligase [ADP/GDP-forming] subunit alpha, mitochondrial-like (gene Scsalpha1). The transcript is spliced from 4 exons. NCBI's taxonomy places the organism in Eukaryota, Metazoa, Arthropoda, Arachnida, Sarcoptiformes, Oppiidae. Bases 195 to 1178 code for a protein of 327 amino acids. Gene Ontology annotation, cellular component: mitochondrion; succinate-CoA ligase complex (ADP-forming). Gene Ontology annotation, molecular function: succinate-CoA ligase (GDP-forming) activity; succinate-CoA ligase (ADP-forming) activity. Gene Ontology annotation, biological process: tricarboxylic acid cycle. The record is from RefSeq and is a predicted model, not a curated record.
AGUGAAUGCCAUCUGUUUUGUGUGACAAACAUAGACACCAAUUAUCACUUCAUUUCAAUAUACAGUAUAUAACGACAACACAAGUGAUUAUACCCUUGAAUUGGAGGUAAUAUUAGUGCAAAGUAUUUAAAUGACAAUUGAUUUGUUGUCGGAUCUGAUUUGCCAUUAAUUUAAGCGCUAAUUAAUCACCAAAAAUGUCGGUUCAUUUGAGGCUUUUUCGACACCAAUUGAAUGUGUUAAAUCUGACGUCCGUUCGACACAAUUAUACGGCUUCAAGAAGUGCACUGAAGAUCAAUAAAGAGACAAAAGUGAUUUGUCAGGGAUUGACCGGCAAACAGGGAACCUUUCACUCACGACAGGCCAUUGAAUACGGCACCCGAAUGGUGGCCGGAGUGUCGCCCGGCAAAGGAGGACAAACACAUCUCAAUCUCCCCGUCUUUAAUACAGUCCAAGAGGCCGUUGAAAAGACCGGAGCCGAUGCUACUGUGAUUUAUGUACCGCCAGCCGGAGCCGCAAAGGCUAUUAAUGAGGCCAUGGAUGCAGAAAUACCUCUAAUAGUGUGUAUAACAGAGGGAAUACCUCAACUAGACAUGGUUAAAGUAAAAAAUCGGUUGCUUAAACAAAGUAAAUCAAGACUAAUUGGUCCCAAUUGUCCGGGAAUUAUAAAACCCGGUGAAUGCAAAAUUGGUAUAAUGCCGGGACAUAUUCACGCAAAGGGUAAAAUUGGUAUCGUUUCCCGUUCGGGUACUUUGACCUAUGAGGCCGUGCAUCAGACUACACAAGUAGGUUUAGGACAAUCAUUAUGUGUAGGUAUUGGUGGCGAUCCAUUCAAUGGAACCAACUUUAUUGAUUGUCUCGACAUCUUUUUGAAUGAUCCCGAAACCAAAGGAAUUAUAUUGAUUGGAGAAAUUGGUGGUAACGCUGAAGAAUUGGCCGCUGACUUUCUCAAAGAAAACAAUACCGGUUCCAACUCUAAACCUGUCGUCUCAUUCAUUGCUGGUUUAACAGCACCACCGGGUCGUCGUAUGGGUCACGCGGGCGCUAUAAUUGCCGGCGGAAAAGGUGGCGCACAGGCAAAGAUUGAUGCGUUAGAGAGCGCCGAUGUGUCGGUUACCAAAUCACCCGCUCAAAUGGGUUCAACUCUGCUUCAAGAGAUGAAAAAGAGAGGUCUCGCCUAAUGGCGUCAUUUGAUUUAGAUUUUUAAAAUUUUAUCAAAUUUUGAAAUAAUUAUACCAAUCAAAUUAUAUAUGUAAUUAUAAUAUAUAUAUAAAUAUUUAUUUUAAAUGCAAUUGGAUUU